AUGAGGGCUCAGAAGGGGAGCAUAUGGACGCGCAUCCGCAAGACGUUCAACAACAUUAAGAUGAGUGUAUUGGUCACCAUUCUGGUGCUCCUUGGCACACUCGGGCUGGCAUGGAUCCGAUCCGAGAUAGAGCAGGAGCAGUUUGUGGGGAAAAAUCCGAGCUAUGUUAAUGGAAAACCUAGGGUUCUGCUUGUGAGUGGGUCGCAGCCGGAUCCUUGUGAGAAUGCAGUUGGUGAUCACUACCUGUUGAAGGCUCUGAAAAACAAGAUGGAUUAUUGUAGGAUUCAUGGGAUUCAGAUCCUUUACAACAUGGCUCAUUUAGAUAAGGAAAUGGCUGGUUUUUGGGCCAAGUUGCCUCUGCUCCGCCGCCUCAUGCUGUCGCAUCCGGAGGUGGAGUGGAUUUGGUGGAUGGACAGUGAUGCCAUGUUCACAGACAUGGUGUUUGAGAUUCCAAUGUCCAAGUACAAGGGUUACAACCUGAUCAUCCAUGGAUUUCCCGAUAUGUUGUUCGAGAACAAGUCAUGGCUUGCCCUCAACACCGGCAUUUUCCUGUUGCGAAACUGCCAGUGGUCGUUGGAUUUGUUGGAUGCUUGGGCGCCCAUGGGGCCCAAGGGUCCAACGCGCGAGGAGGCUGGAAAGGUCUUGACGGCCUAUCUCAAGGAUCGGCCGGCCUUUGAAGCGGAUGAUCAGUCCGCUUUAAUAUACUUGCUUAUCACACAAAAGGACAAGUGGAUGAGCAAGGUGUUUGUGGAGAACGCCUUUUACUUGCACGGGUAUUGGGUCGAGUUGGUGGACCGGUACGAGGAGAUGAUGGACAAGUACCACCCGGGAUUGGGAGACGAGAGGUGGCCGUUUGUGACGCAUUUUGUGGGUUGCAAGCCCUGUGGUGGCUAUGGGAACUAUCCAGUGGAGAGGUGUUUGAAGAGUAUGGAUAGAGCUUUCAACUUUGCGGAUAAUCAAGUUCUCAGCUUCUAUGGUUUUAGGCAUAGGAGCUUGGUUUCCCCUAAUGUUAAGAGGAUCAGGAAUGAAACUCUUGCUCCUUUGGUGAAUCUAGAUCACUUUGAUACAUCAGAUUAA
This is a messenger RNA of Salvia hispanica, 1077 nucleotides long. Lineage: Eukaryota; Viridiplantae; Streptophyta; Magnoliopsida; Lamiales; Lamiaceae. The record is from RefSeq and is a predicted model, not a curated record.